AUGAUUGGCAUAGGCCGUAAGCUGAUCCUACUAGCCAGCUUAGCAGUUCUGCUGUUACAAGAGGUUCAUGGAGCCCCCAAAUACCAGGUCUUAAUGGAUGCCAAAAGAAAGGACAGCUUCUCUGAAGAGAACACUAAUGAACAAUUGAAUUUGGGCCCAAAGGCUAUUGAACAAUCAGAAAAAGACAGCCUUCUCACUGAGCCCAGACGGGAGCUUUUCACAGAUUGGAAUCAAGACACAGAUAUCUUGAGACGUUUUCGAAAUCCGAUUCAAUUUCCUGAGGAAGACAGAGAUUUCCUCCACCACUCAAGUUCCACAGAGGAUGUCAUUGGAGAACCCAGAAUGUUGAGGAUGCCUCAUUAUGAAGUGCUACAGGGCCCAGAAAAGGACAUGGACCAUAUCUACCAUGCUGAAGAUUAA
Messenger RNA from Trichosurus vulpecula (common brushtail), 420 nucleotides. RefSeq names its product proline rich acidic protein 1 (gene PRAP1). The coding region runs from base 1 to 420 and encodes 139 amino acids. The transcript is spliced from 5 exons. The record is from RefSeq and is a predicted model, not a curated record. Lineage: Eukaryota; Metazoa; Chordata; Mammalia; Diprotodontia; Phalangeridae.